Messenger RNA from Onychostoma macrolepis, 1029 nucleotides. Its product is annotated as C-type lectin domain family 4 member E-like. Gene Ontology annotation, molecular function: fucose binding; D-mannose binding. The coding region runs from base 60 to 911 and encodes 283 amino acids. The transcript is spliced from 5 exons. Gene Ontology annotation, cellular component: external side of plasma membrane. The record is from RefSeq and is a predicted model, not a curated record. Gene Ontology annotation, biological process: biological process involved in interspecies interaction between organisms. NCBI's taxonomy places the organism in Eukaryota, Metazoa, Chordata, Actinopteri, Cypriniformes, Cyprinidae.
CACAUCUAUACAGGAACAAGGAACUAAAUAGUUUAAUGUUAGACGGUUAAAGAGCAAAAAUGUCUGAUGAUAUUUAUGAUGAUGCCUUCGGGACAGAGACUGAGAGAAUGGAGAUGAUAGUGGAUAUCUAUGAGAGUGUAGAUCAUGUGAGAGAUCAUGACUUCAGGACAAAGAUACACCAACCACUUCAGCGUACAGGAAGUGAUUCAGAGAGGAUCAGAAGAUACAGAGCGGUUGUAGUGUGUUUUGUUCUGCUGUGUGUUCUUCUGCUGACUGCAGUCAUAGUGCUGUGUGUCUACAUCCAUACAAACAACACAGAAAAGACAAACCAGCUACUAACCAAGAUGAACAACUUUACAGAAGAAAGAGUCCAGCUACUAAACAUGAUUACUAGCCUGGCAGAAGAGAGAGAGCAGCUACUAAACAAGAACAUGAACCUGACAAAUGAAAAAUAUGGAUUACUAACCAAGAACAACAACCUGGCUAAAGAAAGAGACCAGUCCAAUCUGGAGAAAAGUGAAAUGUUUAAAAGUCUUUGUGAAAUGGAUGGACAGAUCUAUCAGUCCAGUUUUUACUUUGUUUCCUCGGAGAGCAAGAGCUGGACUGAGAGCAGAAGAUUCUGUACAGAGAGAGGAGCAGAUCUGACCAUCAUAAACAAUAGAGAGGAACAAGAGUUCAUUAAAAAGAUUUCUGGUGGUGCUGGAGUUUGGAUUGGUGUGACUGACAGUGAUGUGGAGGGCAGAUGGAAAUGGGUUGAUGACACACUGACCUCUGGUUUCAGCUUUUGGGGGAUCGGAGAGCCAAAUGGGGGAAGACGAGAGAACUGUGUUGCCUCUUAUCCAACAGGGUGGUAUGAUUAUCCAUGUAGCGAUGCUUUUAAAUGGAUCUGUGAGAAAAUUUUUAAAAAAUGAGUAAAUACCCUCACCAGUUGUAAAUAAUGGCAUUUAAAAGAUGAUGUCUUAUUACAAUUAAUAAAACAAUGAUGAGUCCAAAUGAGGAGUUCACGCUGUCUAAACAACAGCAGCUUCA